AUGGCCCAAAUCGGCAGUUUCGUACCAGCCAAAUUCGCCGCUAUUCGAUUGGCGGAUAAAAUAUUUGUGCGCAUGGGAAGCCGUGAUGAUAUGUUCACAAACGCAUCGACUUUCAUGUUUGAGAUGCGUGAAGUUGGCCAUAUUAUCCGAUCGGCAACGGAAACCUCCCUCGUACUCAUCGAUGACUUUGGUUUAUGUACUACGGAUGAGGACUGCUUUGCACUGAGCCAUGCUGUGUGCUAUCAUUUGUCGCAGACGAGGACCUUCACUUUUUUCGCCACCGCUGACGAGACCCUAGGACAACUGCAGUUUCAGGAUGACAACAUCGAGAUCUGUCACUUCAGUGUGGACAUCGGGGGCCUGAAAAGACCACAUAAAGGGCUUGGCAGUUUAGUACUUCCAAAAAGAGCCCGUAUCGCCCAUCCGUCUCCCACAGCUCUUCAGACCUCCUUUGCAAAUUCGUCUUUCGAUCAGUCACUUUUGAACAUCUCGAGCAGCAGUUUUUCUGCUCUCUCUACCCAAUCUGAUGCAGACAACCAGCCCGUCUCCCAUGUCCGUUACACCUAUAAACUCAAGAAGGGAGUUGGACCACGAAGCGCCUGUAUGCUUCAAUUGCUCCGCCGAUUCGCUCUGGAUCCGCAGCUUAUUGAAAGCAUUGAAAAAUAUUACUAUAUGCUCUGCCAGGAUGGUUACACGCAUAUGCCGCAGAAGCCCGCGUUGGGUUCCAUGGAGGUCGGCAGCCCGGUUAUUUCGCUGGUAAGCCUACUUACCCUGUUCUGGUCCCAGGCGUCCGUUUGA
Messenger RNA from Dibothriocephalus latus, 798 nucleotides. NCBI's taxonomy places the organism in Eukaryota, Metazoa, Platyhelminthes, Cestoda, Diphyllobothriidea, Diphyllobothriidae. The record is from the annotation of a GenBank genome assembly.